This is a messenger RNA of Fomitiporia mediterranea MF3/22, 841 nucleotides long. RefSeq lists its product as uncharacterized. Lineage: Eukaryota; Fungi; Basidiomycota; Agaricomycetes; Hymenochaetales; Hymenochaetaceae. Bases 52 to 816 code for a protein of 254 amino acids. Gene Ontology annotation, cellular component: fungal-type vacuole membrane; vacuolar proton-transporting V-type ATPase complex. The transcript is spliced from 3 exons. Gene Ontology annotation, biological process: vacuolar acidification. Gene Ontology annotation, molecular function: proton-transporting ATPase activity, rotational mechanism. The record is from RefSeq and is a predicted model, not a curated record.
CUUAGCACAAGCUUGAAGCUACUUAGCUAGCACUCGUUCACGACAUCGACAAUGUCGGGCUCAGGUGCACGCGAAAAUGUCUUCCCGACACGGAUGGCACUCACCAAUAUCAAGCUACGAUUAAAGGGUGCACAAACGGGCCAUUCGUUACUUGCAAAGAAGCGGGACGCGCUCUCUACGCGAUUUCGGGCCAUACUCAAGAAAGUCGACGAGGCGAAAAGGAAGAUGGGGAAAGUGAUGCAGUUGGCUUCGUUCUCCCUUGCAGAAGUAUCGUAUGCAACGGGUGAUAUUGCGUAUCUCGUACAGGAGCAAGCCAAGUCUGCAACAUUCCGAGUUAGAGCGAAGCAGGAGAACGUAUCUGGUGUACUACUUCCUACGUUCGAAGUAGAUCGCGUUCAAGGCACAGACUUCAACCUAACCGGUCUAGGCCGAGGCGGCCAACAAGUCCUCAAAGCCAAAGAAACAUACGCAAAAGCAGUCGAAACACUCGUCGAACUCGCCUCUCUCCAAACAGCAUUCACAAUCCUCGACGAAGUCAUCCGUCAAACAAAUCGUCGAGUCAACGCAAUCGAACACGUCGUCAUACCCAAACUCGAUAACACUAUCAAGUAUAUCUUGAGUGAGUUAGAUGAGAUGGAUAGAGAGGAGUUCUUUAGGUUGAAGAAGGUACAGGGGAAGAAGAAGAGGGAUGCGGCGGUUGCGGAUAAGAAGAGGGAGGAGAUGCAGAAAAUGGGUGAGGAGGUUAGGCCGGUUGAGAGUGGGGAUACGGGUGGAGCGGACUUGCUGGCGAGCAAGGAUGAGGAUAUUAUUUUCUGAUGAUUGUGUAUGAGUUUACGCUAAU